AUGCCCGACUCCUCGUCCAAUCAGUCUUCUAAACGAAAAAAGGGAGGCGGUAAUUGGCAGAAAAAUGGCAAGGGAGCGAUUAUCGAGAGCGGUGAUUGUGGCGUGUUCGUAACGUGUGACAAGGGCAAAGAAGGGAAAUGCAUACCCGAGGCCGUGGAUCUGUUCACCCAGAGUAUCGAACAGUCCGCCGAUGGCGAGAAGGACGCCGACUCCGGCUCCGACGAAGAUGAAGACAUCGAAGCCCAAAUUCGACGAGAAGUCGAGGGGUUAAAACCCGGCUCGUCCAAGCCCCGCGAUUUUCGCACCUUCCGGAUGGAAUUCCCUUGCGUGAUCUUCGUGAAAUUCGACAAGUCCAUUGAUCCGGAGAAGUUGGUACAUCAGCUCUGCGUGGAUGCGCAUACCCAUCCGGAGCAGAAGCGCAGUCGAUAUAUCCAACGGUUGUCGCCGAUCCGGUCGAUACGAAAGACGCUCAGCGUUGAUCUCGAAGCAUUUGCCGCGGAGAUCCUGAAACCCCACUUUCACUCCGGCGGCCCUCCCAAAAAGUUUGCGAUUCGACCCGUGGUGAGGGGCAACUCGAAAUUCAACAGGGAUAUUCUCAUUAAAACCAUUGCUCAAGUGGUCGGACCGGACCAUUCCGUUGAUCUCAAGAACUACGACCUUCUCAUUCUGGUUGAAGUGGUGCAGAACCUGAUCGGAAUGAGCGUCCUGGGGUCGGACUAUGAUAAACUGAAGAAAUACAACCUGGCCGAGCUUUACAAACCGUCGGCGAGAGCCGAAGCGACAACUGAAGCGAAGAGCGAAGCGCCCGAGGUGAAGGAGUAA
This is a messenger RNA of Aspergillus affinis, 822 nucleotides long. Its product is annotated as THUMP domain-containing protein. The record is from RefSeq and is a predicted model, not a curated record. Gene Ontology annotation, molecular function: RNA binding. Bases 1 to 822 code for a protein of 273 amino acids. Gene Ontology annotation, biological process: tRNA modification. The transcript is spliced from 6 exons. Lineage: Eukaryota; Fungi; Ascomycota; Eurotiomycetes; Eurotiales; Aspergillaceae.